AUGUUGGAACAACUAAAUCAUCAUCGUCAGCGAAAGGAUCGCCAAAUGGACAAUUAUUUGGAUUUCCUGCAUUCUGCUUUUGUCGCUGCUCCUACUAAACCUCGCAAGUUCAGAACCAAUGGUGUUUGGCCUAUUAAGUGCAGGAGAUUCAGCCAUCAUUGGAGGGUUUGCAUCCAUUUCUGCAUACACUUGGCUGCUAGUAUUUGUUUCUUCCUCGAAAGUACAGAACUUGUGGCAGCGGUCUCUUCAGAUGGUGGUCGAACUGGAAUCUUUCGUUUAGUAUCACGAGGAGAAUAUAACUAUAGGAGGAGGAUAGGAAUUCGUGACUUCUUUGGUAUUUUCAAUGGACUGUUCAUCUGA
Molecule: messenger RNA, 360 nt
Organism: Trichomonas vaginalis G3
Lineage: Eukaryota; Parabasalia; Trichomonadida; Trichomonadidae
Exons: 1
Coding region: 1-360 (119 amino acids)
Source: RefSeq, a predicted model, not a curated record